AUUCGCCAUUUUUACUUUAGUGAAGGGACUGUGGAUUUUUAAUUGUCAGGCUGGAGGACGAAGAAUAUUUUGAAAAAAGUGUGUCAUUUCAUUUAAUUUACAGUAGCUGUGACUAUUAUUUGGAAGAAUUUUAGUAUAAUAGUGUGGUUUUAUUUAUUACUAACGUUUGUAUGUAGUGCUAUUUCCCCAUCGUAAGAUUUGCUCGUUGGUGUGUCGCUUUAGCUAAUUCGAUGGCUAUGAUAUUGAAGUGUUAAUCUAACGAGUCGCUUCGACGUUCUCCGCACGGGAUAAUAUCGACAAAGCGAGCGACGCCGUUAGAAAUGAGCAGGCCUCAAGGCGGACGCAUACAAGUCCCAGAUGACCUUAGAGAGAUUCUCUUGGAGUUCACCAUAAGUUAUCUGCUGGAGCAACCGGGUGACGUGAUCAACUACGCGGUGGAAUUCUUCACGAGGUUACAAAACAAUAGGACCACGACCAUAGUGCGGGCCCCCGCCGCCGGCACGCCUGAUGAAUCUAUAAUAUCGGAUGAAGAAGAGCCGCCGCCGGCGCGCUUCAACAACCGUCGCAAGUCUGUCUUCGCGGAGACCUACGACCCGGAGGAAGAUGACUCGGACGAGGGUGCCCCGGUCGUAUUCCCCAAGUCGGACGCGCAGCGCGCUCGGCUCGCCGAGGCGGUGCGGGGGAUCCUGCUGUUCCGCUCGCUCGACGCGCAACAGAUGCAACAGGUCCUCGACGCAAUGUUCGAGAAACGGUCGGAGCCGGGCGAGUACGUGAUCAGGCAGGGCGACGACGGCGACAACUUCUACGUGAUCGAAAACGGCAUGUUCGAUGUGCUCGUCAAUGGAGAGGAUGGCGUUGAGAAGGUGGUGCACACGUACGAAGGCUCGGGGUCGUUCGGCGAACUGGCGCUCAUGUACAACAUGCCUCGCGCGGCGUCCGUCCGCGCGCAGACCCCCGGCGCGCUCUGGGCCAUGGACCGCCACACCUUCCGCCGCAUCCUGCUCAAGAGCGCCUUCAAAAAGCGCAAGCUCUACGAGGAGCUGCUCGACAAAGUGCCCAUGCUUAAAGCUCUCCAGCCGUACGAGCGCGCCAACCUGGCCGACGCGCUGCUGCCGCGCACGCUGAUCGACGGCGAGAUGAUCAUCCGGCAGGGCGACACCGCCGACGGCAUGUACUUCGUGGAGGACGGCUCCGUCAGCAUCCGCAUCGCGCGCGACGACGGCAACGAGCACGAGAUCAAGCGCCUCGGCAAGGGCGGCUACUUCGGCGAGCUGGCGCUGGUGACCCACAAGCCGCGCGCCGCCUCCGCCUACGCCGUGGGGCCCGUCAAGCUUGCAUUCCUGGACGUGGAGACGUUCGAGCGGCUGCUGGGCCCGUGCAUGGAGAUCAUGAAGCGCAACAUCGACGACUACGAGGAGCAGCUGGUGAAGCUGUUCGGCGACAAGUCCAACCUCACCGACGUGCGAUGAACGCGCCAAGCCGCCCCUUCCAAACCGAACACACCGUAAUCUUGCAUCCCUUACCCACACCCUCCCUCGAGAUCACGCUGUCCCUGUCCCCCGUCCCUGCUUGACGCAGGUCAGGUCCGGUACCGAGACGGGCUGCUCCUUCUUCCACUGGUCGUUAAUCUUUUAUAUUAGUAAGCCUCUUAUCCUUUCCGCGUUCGUAAGGAAGAUAGCGUGAUCUCGAUACAUUUUGAAGAGUCCGUUUUGUGCUCAUCGAGCUCGCUUGACGCUUGUGUAAUAAUUUAUAUUUUCGCUUAACCGCUACUAAUGUUCGUUGGGACGAGGUACAAAAUUUGAUAGCAAAAUAUACUUUGAUUUGUUAAAAAAAUCAGUGCCAUGUUGAUUGAGUAAUUUAAUAAUGUAUCGUGGUAUAAUAGAUUACGAGUUGAAUGGAAGGGGAGACGACGAACAGACGAGCGCUCAACGAUAUUGCAUUGAUACAAAAAUACGCUUAUUUUAGAUAGAGAACUGCCUUAGUAGCUAUGUAAAUUUAAGGAACAGUCGCGAGCGGCAGGACCAGGGCGGUCGCAAGAAACUCACUGGCGAAGGAUACUGUCCAGUCAAAUGUUCCAGUGAACUGAUUAAUCAACAAUAUCAUCGAUCUAACUUAUAAUGACCAAAAAUCGUUUUAAGAUUUUAUUUCAAGCAUUGCUCACGUUAAUGUGCCAUAAAAUUUAUGUGACCUUUGGUAUUGGGUUGGUAUUAAAAUUGUAACUAGAUUAAAGUACACUUUGUCAGUGUUUUCGACGACCGCCGACUAGCGAAGAGAUCAGACUGUGACGGGGACAAGGCAAUAGUGUAAUAUUGUAUCGAGGGUAUAUUGGACGAUUGACGUUGGCAAUGCAAUACUUUUCGGCGCUCGAUCGUGUCUCAACUAAAGUUGCGAUUUUAUCUACAGCUGUCGCAGUUUUUUAUUAAUAUUUAAGAUAUUUUCACUGACACGGGCUUUUCUGGAUAUACCUGUAGGUAAAGUAACUAGUAUAAUUUUAUUCGUGAUUAGAUCAAAUCUACUCACAUACUAUAUUUAUUUAUGUUAUCUCUGUUAAUGUAUUCUACUACUUUUGUGUAGUGUAUGUAUAUUGAGAACGUAUAUCGCGUGGUUCGGAUAUUGAAUGCCAAAUUAAAGUAGUGACACGUGUGUAAUUGUUACGGAAAAUGCGAAUUUAAAAGUAUCACUUGGGCUAUUCAAUAUUGUAAAGUGAGAGGUCACUGGACCCGUAGCGAUCGGAAGUCGUGGUCGUAUCAGAACUAUAUUUUAUUUUACAAACAUGAACAUAAUAUUAUAUUAUUUGUAAAAAGAUCGUGAAGGGAGAUAAUUAUUUUUGUGUUCAGUUUUGUGUUGAGGUUUUUUGUAGUAGCGAGUUCCUAUUGUUUUGUUUUGCUCAUUAACAUUUUACGUGAAAGAUCUGAGGUAUGUCAACUGGACCGAGGCUCGGUUGCUGACACAGGAGAAUGCAAAUGUCGCCUUGCGAAUAAGAAAUAUAUUGAUGAAUCAAGACGAACGCUAAACACGACCACGUGUCGUGCGCGGCGUGGCCGCGGCAGCACAAGUAACCCUCAGGUAAAAUUCCAGUAUUAUAAAUUAAAAUUAGAAAAUUGUACAACCUUAUUUCUAAAUCCAGCCAAAGUAGUGGAAUGCGUAAAGAUCAUCAUGUGUGUAGCACUAAAUUUUAAUAAUUAAGUCUAUGUUUACGUAGCUGUUAGUUUGGUCACUUAUUAUUGUAAUUAAAUAUCGGUAGACUAGGUGAACGAGCAUAGACGUUAAAUCCUGAGGGGCGAGGAUGUGCCGGUUUGAUGCCAUGUGCUAAAUGUACAAAUUUAUUUCUGCUGCCAUAGAAGAUUGAUUAUGUUGUUUUAUUUAAUUGAAGAAUUUACUAAUGAAUUAUAAUGUUAAUAAUUUUAUUUUGAUUGUUAGAUAAUCAUAUUAGCUAUUUUCAGAGCUUUUAUAUUAAAUUUGUCGAUAAGAUUUUUUAAAUUGCGUCUCUGUCCCGUGCUUUUAGCUUUCGUUAACUGGUCUGUCAUCAUUUGAACUUGUUUCGAUAUAGCUUUAUACAUUCCCAUGUUGCUGUUUGACAUAGUAUGAUUAUAAUAUUUAUAAUGCAAUAUUUUAUUUAGUUUUUAUUGUUACAAUUUUAAUUUAUUUGUUCAUCAAUAUGAUCAAUGAAGAGGGCAAAAUUCUCACUUCAAGUGCCUAUUUUCAUACAAACAACAAUCAGGAAACAACAAGCCUUUCUCACUAACAACUAAAUGUUAAUCUCGUGUUUUGACUUCUUAAACUGCCUUUUUCUAUGUGAAAUGUGUUGUGAGAUAUGUGUAUUAAGUGCCAUCAGAUAUAACUACUGACCAAUUCUUUUAAUAAGUACAAUAAUCCAAUUUGUACCCUUGUUCUCAUACUGAGAUUUUCAUCGAUAGACAUGACAAACAUUUAUACAUGGUUGUAUAAACCGUGCAUAAAAUACUUUUAUAUGACAGUUUGAUUGUACGUAGUCCCGGAGUAUUAAAAGUUUCGGUCUUUAGUAGCUCCAGUGGAUCGUGCGCGUGUGUGAGUGUGACGGCACUGAGUUCCCUUCUGUGGUACAUUACGAUGUUUGAUAUUCCCGUGUACCGUGUAUAACGUUGUGUUUGUUACCUGUACAGGUGGGCGUUGCGUCACGACAUGUGUCUGUGUGUCCCCGGUGUAUCAGACCCAGUAGCUGUUAAUUAAUAGUAUUGUGCAAUAACUAAUUACUGUCAUUUAUCUAUGUCGUUUUACAUCAAUAUCAUGUGUUACAUUUUAUGUCAGUGUGGAAUUUAUUUAUAGAUUUUAAUAAAUCAUAGUAUACUUAAGAUAUAAAUCUUUCUCUUUAUACUGAUGUCUAAAACGCGCAUUCUUAUUAGCAUCGCAUCAGUGUACUAAAUGUACAAAAUAGCUACGAGUGAAUAUUCGGUUUCUUGGAGAUUUGAAUCCAAUAUAAUGGGCUCGCAGUACAUAUGGAUUACUUGCACAAAUACAACUGGACGAAUGGAGAUGUCUCGAUUCUGUUGUCUUCCACGGGACGCGCAGAGGACGGCCGCGUCUCCGAGCCGGUCGCCGAUCUCCGGCAUUCUAAUGUUAAAUUGGAAUUAAAUACGCUUAACCGUAGCGUAAUUUUUAUAAAUUACUAGUCAUUGGUGUCUAAUGUAGAUUUGUAACCUGACAGCACGUUGAAAUUUGGAGCCUAUUCCAUAUCUUCACAUUAGCUGUAAGUUGUCAUACCUGUUCCAUGAAAGUAAAGCAUAUCAGCGCGGCGCUCGCCGUCUCCUCAUGUUUAAAUAUUAUUGCACCACAUACGGUAGCCAGUUGAAAACUAGUGCCGCUUUUCCCACGUCAUGAGCUUACCCUGUACAUUUAUAAAAAUUAUGUAUCGUAAAAUGUUAGAAAACUGGAUUAUAUUUGUUUGUAGAUCUAAAA
Molecule: messenger RNA, 4935 nt
Organism: Cydia pomonella (codling moth)
Lineage: Eukaryota; Metazoa; Arthropoda; Insecta; Lepidoptera; Tortricidae
Gene: Pka-R2
Product: cAMP-dependent protein kinase type II regulatory subunit
Exons: 7
Coding region: 321-1469 (382 amino acids)
Biological process (GO): regulation of protein phosphorylation
Cellular component (GO): cAMP-dependent protein kinase complex
Molecular function (GO): cAMP-dependent protein kinase regulator activity
Source: RefSeq, a predicted model, not a curated record